AUUAAGACGCUGUGGGAGUCAUUCGUAAUCGGCAAGGCACUGUUGCAGUUCGCGCUUGGCUUUGGUACCCUCCAGUUUUGCAGAUUCAACAAAUUUGCCUACGCAUCUUCGAGGUCGUUUAACUCUUCGGUAUUAAAAAUGAUGAAAUACGUCGUUUUGUUUGCUGUCCUCUGUGGAUUUGCGGCGGCUCUCCAGAUGCCAUGCAACAACUGCAAAUCGUCCAAAUUGCCCACCGCUAAGGCACUUCCCGGUGCCACUGGCACAUGCAACUAUGUUGUCGUGGAGCCCUGCUCUUCGCAGCCCUGCGAUCUGAAGAAGGGAACGAAUGUCACCUUUCAAGUCAAUUUCACACCCAACCAAGCCAGCAGCAAACUGACAUCGGAAGUGUACGGCAUUAUCAAUAAGAUCCCCGUCAAAUUCCCGCUUCCCAAUCCUGAUGGUUGUCAAGGGUCUGGUAUCACCUGCCCGGUUGCUGCUGGACAAACCUAUACUUACCAGGAUAACCUCUUCAUCCAGAACAUCUAUCCUUCGAUCAGUGUCGUUGUGCAAUGGAGUUUGAAGGACGAGAAUGGCAAUCCCAUCUUUUGUGUGCUGGUUCCAGCCCGAAUUGUCAGCUAAUGUCUAACUCUAAGCGUCCUUCAAUGCUGUUUUAUUUUGCAAAAUCAAAACUGCGAUUUGUGUAAGAAAACUCCUGCGCGAAUUUCGGCACAAGCUAGUGAAGCUACUACUUAUCUGUAUUCGGGUCACGGCAGUGUGUGUAAAAUACUAACUAUGGCUAAUUAUAUAAAUUAAAUAUCAAUGUUGUUUUCA
Molecule: messenger RNA, 810 nt
Organism: Paramacrobiotus metropolitanus
Lineage: Eukaryota; Metazoa; Tardigrada; Eutardigrada; Parachela; Macrobiotidae
Product: NPC intracellular cholesterol transporter 2-like
Exons: 4
Coding region: 139-618 (159 amino acids)
Biological process (GO): intracellular cholesterol transport
Molecular function (GO): sterol binding
Source: RefSeq, a predicted model, not a curated record